Messenger RNA from Sebastes umbrosus (honeycomb rockfish), 5650 nucleotides. Its product is annotated as espin-like protein. The transcript has a single exon. Bases 1968 to 4055 code for a protein of 695 amino acids. The record is from RefSeq and is a predicted model, not a curated record. Gene Ontology annotation, cellular component: cytoplasm. Lineage: Eukaryota; Metazoa; Chordata; Actinopteri; Perciformes; Sebastidae. Gene Ontology annotation, molecular function: actin filament binding. Gene Ontology annotation, biological process: actin filament bundle assembly.
AUGAUGUUGCAAGGCUGUAAAAAGAUCUAGAGGUUUUAUCGUGUCUUAGCUAUCCCAUUUGUGGUCUGGUAAAUUUAAAAAUGCUCUGAAAUGGCCUCAAUUUGAAAUAAUUAACAACACAAAGGGGAUAGCUGGUGCUUGGGUUUGAGUGUGGAUUUUUGUGAUUUUGAACAAUGCCGUUGUGUGAAUGUAUUUUUAGUUUUCAUGCAUGACAUCAGUUUUCCUGUCUUUUUGAACGUCAAACAGUUAGCGAGGGGGAAACAUCCAAUGGGAGUCGAGACUACAAGUUCAUUUAGCAUCUAUGUCUUCUUUAUAGCUGAAGGAGGGUGUUUCUGUUUUGUGAAAUGAGCAUUUUUGCAGUUUAAUUGCCCUCACCUUAUUCUUAUCUUCAGAUCAACAUGACCAAAGUUAUUCACAAGGGUUUCGUCAGCACACUGAACGUGUUUCAUAAACAAGCUUUAUUUCUAAAUUUGAUUAUUUGGCUUUAGAAUCAAUGACAUCUACGAAUCUAUCUAAUCUAAUAGUGACUGCAGUGCGGUAAUAUUAUGUGUAUUUAGACAAGAUAUUAAUUAGUAAUUCACACUACAGCAAUCUGAACACUUGUUAGUCCCGUGUAAUACAAGAAGGACUCUAUGCGAUAUGUGAUUUGAUUGAUUAAAUUUGACUGAUUAAUAAUUUAUUGUUAUCAAGGAUUGCAAUCUUAUACUCUUCAAUGAUCCAGCAGGUAGAAAUGUGUCUCUGAUGUUCUUCAGUGAUGGUGACAUGUAGUGUUUUGUUUAUUUGUUGAGAUGCAGUGUAGCAGUCUAACUGGCUGUUAGAGAUACAAUAAAUUAUUUCGCUGAUUUGAAAGAUAACUUAUUAGUAAUUGCAUGAAACGGCAUUGGAACUAAUUACUCACUUUCUUUAUUCAUCUCUAUGCAUGUUUCUUUUUCAUAUUUACAGUCUUUAUUAAUAACCAAAGACUCUUUGGGGUGCAGUGAAUUGAAUACUUGGCUUCAAUGCCCAUCACAACAUUAACACACUUGACUAAUGGAUUCUCAGUGUGGGCUGGUGUUUGAUGAUGGAGUGUUGUGGCUCCAAGUGGUUACAUGCUGAUUCAGUGGUGUGAUGCCGAGCCCAUUCACACUACAGGUCCACCAGUAAUAAUGACAGAAAUACUAAAUACUGUUUGUUGUUUUUUUGUUUUUUUUGGUUGAAGAUCAUGCUACGUUUAAGAGUAACUCCAUACCAAGUCCCUUAAUCAGAAAAACCUUUGUUGCACUGACCUCUUUGGGUUGACAGUUUCAACUCUGCUGCACCUCUAACCACACCCAGUGUGGUUUCCUAUCACUGUUGGGCGUGGACUGAAGUGUGUCUAUGUGUUGCACUGGUGCCAGUACCCAAUAGUGAUGUAAUAUUGCACUACAGUGCAGUGUUACAUCAUAUUUUGGGUCGCAGACAGAUGGAAAAACUCAACUGCUGGAUGACAGUAAAAGCAGAAUAUUCAGCGUUUGUGUAGUUACUCUUUAAACUAACUAAGACCAUAAAACAACCUUUCAAUGGGAGAGAGAAGCUGUUAAAGAGGGAUUGGAUAGAUGUAAAAGAUAUGCGGUGUCAAGUGCCUAAAAAAAUACAAAUGUAGACAUGUUGUAAACCUGAAACACUAUAACUAUAUUCAAUACAUUCAAAAAGGACAAAGCUUUCUCUGUUCUUUUUGACUAAAAAUUAAAAGUCCUGUGCUUGUAAUGAGGCAGUGCCAUUGCACCACUAAAUCCAUGUAAAUCCUGUGUGUCAAGAUGGAUUUGAACUGAAGCGUGUGUUCACACCAGGAACUUCAAGCUGAAGGAAUCCCCCCCUCCUUCCCUUUUUCUUGUCUUUUUGGUCUCCUUUGACCUCUGAUUUAGUUUGCGGCAAGCGGACACUACCAGCCUCAGGAAUGGCACUACUCCCACGUCCACAAUGCCAUUUUGGGCCCAUUUGGGGAACUGAUGACAGAGGCUGACCUGAACCGUAUCGAGAAGCAAAUUGAGAACCUGCAGGUCAUGCACAAGGUUUCAGAAGUCGAGAAGGAGCUGGAAGAACUGGAGCGGGAGCUUCACCAGCUCCUACCAGUUUCUGCUGCCCUCAAUCAAGGGCACUUCUCAGUCAAUCCGAAGCAGGUGCAUGGCCAAGCUGAAGAUCUUCCAGCCUGGUGCAGCAAGAUUUCUACCCUGCUCAAGAGUAUGGCCAUUCUUCUUGCCACUCUGGGGGGGAAAGAGAUAGACAUCUUGGAUCUAAUAUGUCCUGUAUAUUCUCAAGAAGAUGCAAGGAAUGUGAGCACAGGUCAGUCUGAACAAGGAGAAUCCAUUAACACUGGCUUUAUUGGACGAUCUCAGUCCUUCUCAACAAGAGAGGAUGUGGAGAACGAGAUAAAGCAGUGUGGAGUUUCAGUAAAGAACCUCAAGGCCAAUUAUGAAAUUCAGAAUCAGCAGUCUGCAGAUAACAAUUCAAAUAAGGUGUACAAGCGCAAGAGGUCACUCCCUGUGGUAAGUGAAUCUAGUUAUCGUCCAGAGACAAUUCGUGAGGAUGACGUCCCUUGUUCCUCUGCUGACGUCCUUCAGUCCCAUACCAAUGGAGGUUUACCUUCAGUUGAGGAAUCAGUCUUACCACUUGUUGAAGAGCCAGUUAUAAUCGCAUCUCAUGCUCCUAAGACGUAUGCGUCCUCUGGGGUAAUGGCUCCAACUAACAUUGAACAGUUCAAUCAGGUUCUUUCUGCAGACCCCAUUUUAAAUAAUGGUCAACUAACAAGAACCUUGGAGGUGCAGACAGAUCUAAGCUACGUCCAGGAAUGCAUUGAAAUGAGGAAAGAAAGAAUUGUCUUCCUGUUCCUUGAACACUGGCGGAAGUACACUAUCUCUGAAUCUUAUCGGACUAAACAUACCGGCAGGAGAGGAAAUCAUUUAGACGUGGGCUGGGAGGACUAUGACCAAUUUAGUGCACAGAUUAGUGGGGAGAUGCAGAGCGAAGAUGAUAAACUCUUCCUUUUCAUGAAGUCAAAGCAGGUAGUAGGGAAUCUGAUUGGCCACUGGAGGACAAUCAUGAGUCAAGUGCCCACACGCCAGAUCCGCCGGCUGAGUCGUGCCCAGAUGAUCUACUGGCCAGAGCACUUCUUGCCACACAUCAACGGGUCUCCUGUGAACUAUGAAAGCCUAACCCUUGACCUCUUCAUGCUUGGAUACUUCCAGUUGCUGGAAAUGAACAUGUCUCGCAGUGAACGCAAGUUUCGCCACCUCUUGUGCUAUGAGAUGUUUGACCGUUUGGGCAGCCAUAAAUGGGAGGUCAUAAGGCGGUUUCACAAGGAGGUCAUGGAUGGAAUUGAGAGAGGGAAGCGAGACUGGUCGGACGGUUUUGAAGACAUAAAACUCAAGUAUUUUGGAGACUCAAAUGAAGGGGGAGGUGUGAUGACAGCUUCUCUACAUUCCAUGUCUCCUGACAUGUCCAUUAAGCAGGAGUCACUCCCUCCCCCACCUCCUCAUCCUCCACCUCCUCCACCACCUACCCACCCUGCACCCCCACCUCCAAAUGUACAGUCUGCUCCACCUGCACCACCACCGCAACCUUACCCACCAGCCUCACAAUCAAAUGUUUCUCCAUCAUCACCCCCUGCUGCAUCUCAGGAUGCCAUAUCAGACAAUAGCCAGCGUGUGGAGCAGGGAACCCUGAAGAACUCGUUGGAGGAAAAAACUCAGGGGGAUGUAAAGAUCAGUGAGCAGAUGUCCUCAAAUAAGGCAGUGGUUUCUAAUGGGAAAAGUUCAGAGCAGGACCAUAUGCACACUGAUGCUACAGCAAAAGCUGAGACACUACGGGACACGACAGAAAGCUCACGACCAGAUCCAGUGAAAGACGUUCCUCCGGUUACUGUUAAAAUCAUAGAGGAACCUCAUGUUGAUAAACCUCCACCCAGGGAUGAACACAAUGAAGACUCAAUUAAAUUGAUCUAUGAGCUAAAAGAGUUCAGCAAUGAGGAGAUCAUCAGAUACAUUGACCGAAGCUUUGCUUUUUGGAAAGAGAAAGAAGCUGAGCUUUUUGAUAUCUAACAACUAUGUGGACUAAAGGGUCCACUAAAAGCCCAGUUCAUCUGUUCACCAACCAGAGAGGAAAUGCAUAAAGAGCAGGAUCAUGGAAACUAACCUGCAAAGUGGAGUAUGCUGAGAAAGGAAACUAAUCUGGUGUGUUAGCUUUGAGGCCAUGUCACAUAAGGGACUUAACUGCAGUGAAGCAAAGAGCAUCCACUUAGCUGUGCUAAUGUUACUAUUUACAUAAUGCUGAAGUAGAUGAAAGGAAAGAAAGCCUGUGAUGUCAAUUUUCAUUUUGAAUUGUGUUGAACCAAGAGCUUUUUGAAUCUAGUAUGGUUGAUUGCCACGGCACACUACUUCUUGGAAAACAAGUUUAAGAUUUGCCAUAAAAGUCAUGUAGUGUGUUUGUUCAGGUCAUCUUUGUCAUGAAGGACAUAACUGGGAAAACUUUGUUGAAUACUCAGUGAUUCACUGUCUCAGAAAGGCAAGGGAUUCACUUCAAAUCAAAGUCCAAUGAGUAUAUCUGGUUAGACAGUCACUAGAGAUCAAAUACUGACAAUUUAAUAACACUUAACCAUUCAUUUCUGAAACCUUAAAAUCAUGUUAAGGGAUCUCUGUUGUUUGAAAUCAAAGAAAAGAAACAAGGUGUUCAGUGGGUUUGCAAGAUUUUAUGGUUACUUUGUGGUUCACAAAUGGUCCUUGUCUUUAAGCCUGUGACCUUGUGAUUUUAUCUAUACAAUGUGUGCCUUUCAGUAUAGAUUACAAAGACUAACAGGUACGGUAAAUGCAAGGCCUGGAGAAUCACAUCAUCAGCUUUUUCAUUAGUAAUUCAGAACUCAAAAAUUGCAAAUUCCUGUCAGCAAAUGAAAGCUAUCAUCAUCUAAAUGAAACAUCAAAAUGAGGAUUUGUAAUUUGUUCCAUGAAGUCUGUUCUGUCUUUUUGUUACACUAUUUAUAAUUUGAGUGUUUUUUGAGAGAUUUGUUCAAACUUUCCAUAAUUUAAAUUAGUGUUCCUUUAUUAUUUGGUUUCUACAUUGCCGUUAGAAAUAAAGUUUGUUGACAUUUUUGUGAUUACAUGAUUUCAGCAGUUAUUUCCUAAAACAUUAUUGUUUAACUGUUACUGGCGUUACUCAACUGACACACAUACACUGUCUAACACUGAGCUAUCGAGUGUGUAAGCCUCCGCUGAGACACUUGUAGCAGUGAAGAACCACACGCUUCUCAUAGUGUCUCUUCUGCAGCAUCAAGAUUACCUUCAAAUAACCCUCUUAGCACCACCCGCUGUCAUGCUAUCCGUGGCUUACGGGAGCCAUAAGGAGGUUACAGUGAAUCUUGAUCAACUCACAGCCCAAAGGGGAAUGCAGUCAGCUGGUAAACUUAACGGCGUAUAUAUAGAUUUGUAUUGAUGUACAGUAUUUGUUUCAGAUUUAGUGAAUGUGUAUAGCACAGUAAUGUGUGCAGUAAUGUUUUUAACACCUACAUUGAAGUUAUACAGUGGGAGUCAUGUACAGAACUAUAAUUUAGGGCUGCAAACCAACGAUUAUUUUCAUUGUCGAGUAAUCUGUUGAUUAUUUUCUUGAUUAAUCGAUUAGUUGUUUGGUCUUAAAAAUGUCAGAA